CGCAUCGCAUCGCGAGGCUUGGCGGGGAGGCUGUGCGGUGCCAGUGACCCAGGAUCAGCAGAGUCGGUGUUCGGCGGCACAGUAGUGUCGACUCGCCCUUGACGGACAAAAUGACCACGGUGGAGGAGCUGUACCGCAACUAUGGGAUACUGGCCGACGCCACGGAUAACCUGGGCCAGUACAAGGAUUCGUAUCAGGCUAUUCUAGAUGGUGUGAAGAGUGGAGCCAAGGAGAAAAGAUUGGCAGCACAAUUUAUUCCAAAGUUCUUCAAACAUUUUCCAGAGUUGGCAGAUAGUGCCAUCAAUGCUCAGUUGGAUCUCUGUGAGGAUGAAGAUCUUUCGAUUCGCCGUCAAGCCAUUAAAGAAUUGCCUCAGUUUGCAACAGGUGACAAUCUUCCAAGAGUUGCAGAUAUAUUAACACAGCUCUUACAGACUGAUGAUAAUGCCGAGUUCAACUUGGUAAAUAAUGCAUUAAUAUGUAUAUUCAAAAUUGAUGCUAAAGGAACCUUGGGUGGUCUUUUCACACAGAUAAUCCAAGGGGAAGACAUUGUGCGAGAACGUGCCAUAAAGUUUCUUUCCACAAAACUGAAGGCAUUACCAGAAGAAGUAAUGAACAAAGAAGUGGAAGAAUACAUUUUUGUUGAGUCUAAAAAGGUACUUGAUGAUGUUACAGGAGAGGAGUUUGUUUUAUUCAUGAAAAUUCUGUCUAGCCUGAAGAACCUUCAGACAGUGAGUGGUCGACAACAGUUGGUCGAGUUGGUGGCUGAACAGGCAGAUUUAGAGCAAGUGUUCAAUCCUGCAGAUCCCGAUUCCGUGGACAGAUUACUACAAUGCACAAGACAGGCUGUGCCGCUUUUCUCGAAAAAUGUUCAUUCAACCAGGUUUGUCACAUACUUCUGUGAGCAAGUAUUACCAAAUCUGAGCUCCCUUACUAGUCCGGUAGAAGGACUUGACAUUCAGUUGGAGGUUUUAAAGUUGCUGGGAGAAAUGACACCUUUCUGUGGUGAUAUGGAAAAGUUGGAAAGUAAUUUGAAGCAAUUAUUUGAAAAAUUGCUGGAAUAUAUGCCAUUGCCCCCAGAGGAAGCAGAAAAUGGAGAAAAUGCAGGCAAUGAGGAGCCUAAACUGCAGUUUAGUUAUGUUGAAUGUCUACUGUUUGGUUUUCAUCAACUUGGAAAGAAACUCCCAGAUUUCCUUACAGCAAAACUUAAUGCAGAACGACUCAAGGACUUCAAAAUCAGGUUACAGUAUUUUGCAAGAGGUUUACAAGUCUAUAUCAAACAACUGCGGCUUGCUUUGCAAGGGAAAACAGGCGAAGCCUUGAAAACGGAUGAGAACAAAAUUAAGGUUGUUGCACUGAAGAUAACCAAUAACAUUAACGUUCUUAUCAAGGACCUGUUCCACAAUCCUCCCUCUUAUAAAAGUACAGUCACCCUUUCUUGGAAGCCGGUACAGAAGGUUGAAGGAGGGCAAAAACGAAUGGCUGAGGAAAACACUUCAUCCCCUCCCAAGAAACAGCCUCCAGCACAAAAACGAGACACCAGGCAAAUCUAUAAUCCACCUAGUGGUAAAUACAGUGGCAAUCUUGGUAACUUUUCUUACGAACAAAGAGGUGGUUUCCGUGGAGGCAGAGGCCGAGGAUGGGGCGGCCGAGGAAAUCGUACCAGGGGACGCCUCUAUUAGAGAUAGAAAUUCCUUCACCGUUGCGUGUUGUGCAGUAGUUACUGUGUACUGUAUUCUUGGGAUUGCUGCUGAGCACCAACAAGAACUGCGAAUAGCUUCAAAAAAGAAUUCUGUAUUUAAACCUAGUUUCUAAAAGAUACUUUGUACAAUUCAAUCUUUGUUUAUAUUUCAGUAUGUGUAGCUGUUUUUUUUUUCCAAAUCCACACUUAUUCUAAAAGAACUUUUUAAUUUCCUUUUUUAUUUUAUACUGCUCUUAUGACAUUUGGAAGAAAUUUUCAAAAUGCAAAGCAACAGUAUUUGACAUUCCUAAGUCCAUCUUUCUAAGGCACCGUGGUAAAGUUAAUAGGAGAGAAAUUAAUGUACAACGUUGUUUUGAUGCAAUCUGUUGUUCUCGUUGUCAUGUCCCAGCAAUGUGAUAUAUUACAGGAUUGAGAUCACACUUAAAAUUAUACAAGCGAUCCAUGGCCAAAUAUAGGAACUUCCAAGGUGUUCUGGCAUAUUUUCCAACGUGUGCCAUCAGAAAAAAUAUCAUUACUAUAAAGCAUGUGCUUAGGAAUACUAGCACUGGCAAUUCAAAAAUUUGGAUCUGAUACUUUCCUAAUUGAAAUACCUGUUGAACGUUUUAACCUGUUUAGUGCCCCCCCCCCCCCCCCCCCCCCCCCCCCCCCCGUAUACUUGUUUUGCUUAGUGACGUUUUAUGACUGCGUGAUGAGUUGUCCUUGACCUAGAAAAAAACUGGCACAGGGUGGCCUUGAAUGAAAGAAAAUCUUGGUAGUGAACAGGUUAAUCCUGUUCAACAGCAGAUAAUGUUUCUCUAGUCCCCUUGGUAAAGUUUUACUGACAAAUCUGGGUGUCUCCAUGCCCCUUUUCUACCCGAAGUUUUUCUCAGUGGCCACUAUUUUUCCAGUUGGAAUGAUGGGACGUUUUUUUUUUAAAUUGAAGAUAGAAAUGUGCAGAUUUGGUGUGGACCAGAUGUUUGAAGCUCCGAACCGGCAAUUAAAUAUUUUUCCAUUCAGUAAGUAAAUGUCACUAUUCCUAUGGAUGAACACCUGGUAAAUGCAGUGAUAAACCUACUAGUGAUAUGUGCAGUAUUUAUGCUAUUUGUUCCAUCUUUAUGGUCUGUACGUAUUUACUAGAGUGUUAAAGAACUAACGUACUACAUUUGAGGAAUACUUAUAGUUGAAAGAAUAAUUUGUUAGAUUCCAUAACAUGUCUGCAUUUUUGCUUUGGAUCCCUGCUUCAUUGUCCAUCUCCAUGGCCAGUCUUGAUGUCAAAUGUCAUCUCACUGUGCCUUUGCAGUGCACAAUGGGUUUCAUUUGGAUAUCAGAAGCGAGCUGUGAAUAAUGAUUUACUGAACUAUAUCCAUCACUUCCUUAGUUUGUAUCCCUGUCCUCAAUAAACCAUUAGUUAAUAA
This is a messenger RNA of Leucoraja erinaceus (little skate), 3093 nucleotides long. RefSeq names its product apoptosis inhibitor 5 (gene api5). The record is from RefSeq and is a predicted model, not a curated record. The transcript is spliced from 14 exons. Gene Ontology annotation, molecular function: RNA binding. Gene Ontology annotation, cellular component: nucleus. Gene Ontology annotation, biological process: negative regulation of apoptotic process. Lineage: Eukaryota; Metazoa; Chordata; Chondrichthyes; Rajiformes; Rajidae. Bases 111 to 1679 code for a protein of 522 amino acids.